Molecule: messenger RNA, 1434 nt
Organism: Sclerotinia borealis F-4128
Lineage: Eukaryota; Fungi; Ascomycota; Leotiomycetes; Helotiales; Sclerotiniaceae
Source: the annotation of a GenBank genome assembly
AUGCAUAGGUCAAUGAUCUUUCUUCCUGCAACGUUGUUUCUUUUCUGUGCUACCAUUUCCUUAUACCAUUCGCCGAGAGAGGCACAGAUCCGGGACUAUCUUCCACAUUGGCCAUCUCACAAUGAAGACGUACAAGUCGACCUUCCAAAGUGGACAAUAGAUGUGCCUUCGGACUACGAUAUUCAGCCCUAUCACACUUCCAUUUGUGCCGAACGAUACGGUCGCACAUAUCUCGAAAGUUUGCGUGACACCGCAACCGAAUACUGCAUGCCUGGUUCCUCCACAAAUUUGACAUGCUUCCAUACAGCCAAAUGGCCUGGUUCGGGUAGAGAUACCAUGUGUCUUGGACAAUCGGCAAUAUAUGAUGCUUCCGAGAAGAAAUUCAAGCUCGGGUGUGAUAUUCGGCCAUUAGAUGGAGAGGCAAAGACUAAAGACUACCCCGAGUUCAAUAACUUUCGAUCUCACUGGUACGGUACCGGCACAAAAGUUAUCUUCGACGGGUAUGUUUCGAAAGAUAGGCAUCUACGUCAAUAUCCUACAACGUACAACUACACCAUCCUCAUCAAACGCGAAGGUGCCUUGAACCCAUGGCAUUGUCUCUUGGAGAUCUGGUCGACAAUGAUGACCAUGGACGUCCUGCGAAUGGCUGUGAAUCCUGCCACCAACGCUCCUUUUUACAUCACCGAAGAUGUUCAGAACACUCAGGUAGUCAUCCUAGACGAUCAUGUCGACGGCUUGUAUCUAGAUCUCUGGACCGCGGUUGCCGAAAGGCCGAUCAUUAGACUAAAGGAGCUUUCCGAAACAACAGAAUUCGAGAAUAUUAUAGUACCACUACCUGGUGCCAGUAAUCCUAUUUGGCAAGGAGACUGGGAAAUUCACGAUUGCGGGCAGUCGGAAUUGUUGCGUACGUUUUCCGAUCGAGUUCUCAACUUCUACAAUGUAGAACCUUGGAAACCUCAUGAUGGUGAUAUUAUCAUAACCUACAUCGAUCGACGGAAUGCACGACAACUGAUAGGCCAAGAGUCCUAUCUCGAAGAACUCGCGUCUCAAUAUCCCCACGUUAAAAUACAAAUGAUCGACUUCGAAUCCAUACCUUUUUCUGAACAAGUCAGAAUUGUCCGCGAAACUGACAUUCUAGUCGGAGUUCACGGAGCCGGCCUAACUCAUGGCAUGUUUCUGCCCGAAGGAUCAGUAAUGGUCGAGAUACUGCCGGAGGGACUAAAUCAUAAGGGCUUUCGAAAUCUUGCUGGCCUUCGAUCACAUACAUAUCUUAGCGUGCACGGCUCGAAACUAUUAACACCGUCGCGCGGACAGAGGCGUGCUGAGUGGCAUGCAAAAGAUGUCUCGCUGGACCGAGAGCGCUUUUUGGACCUGAUGGGGGUUGCUAUAAGGACCGUGUAUAACAAAGGGUUGCGAAGUUAUGAUGUAAAUUAA